AGAGUCUCCAUAUCCUAACAACAGCCUCCUCAGCGUCCGGUCGUCAUGCGAGGCCUUACUCACUUCGAUGAACACAAUAAAACUGAGGACAGAACUGGAAAGCAGGAACAGGCCAGCCGCUCAACGCACAUAGCGUUGUCUCUGAGACAUUGCAUGUUUGGGAUGUGCAGGCUCUAUCCAAGAACCUUGACAACCAUCAUCUUCAUUGCUUUCUUAUUGAGCCAUUCCAUACGCAGAAUCUACCUUGGCUAGGCAUUUUCAGAAUUCAAUUAAUGUUUUCACAAUAACAACUCGGCGUUCGCCUCGCCUGUGGAUCGUCACAUUCCGGAUGACUAAAUCAAACAGCAACAACAGUCAACCUGAACAGUCGCCUAUCAAGCCCGAGUCCAAGGCGGUUGGAGUUAAUACCAGAAUCUCACGUCGAAAAUUCACUCUUCUUUCCAUUACACUCCUGCUUAACGUACUGUUUUGGAGUGCUCUUAUCUGUUGCGUCACUUCACUCUAUCAGAUCGUAUCAGAUCCGUGGGAUGCAGCAAAUAUCGCACCGGUGGUCUUGAACUUGACUUCUGCUCUCGCAACAAUCGCAUACGUAUGCGUCCACACAAUAUUCUCUUCAAAGCAGAAGAAUUGGGAGCAACAACGGCGACACACGUCUGCCGCCAAGAAGACUUCCUAUGUUGCCAUCCGUCUAGUGGUCUCGCUAUGUGUUCUCUGGCUACUAACUUCUGGAUGGAACAUGAUUCUCGUUGCAAGAAGACCUAUUUGCCUGCAACAGGCACCCGGACUUCAAAGCUGGGAAUUUGGUUCCACUUGCUUAUGUGGCCGUGUGGGUAUUACCUUCGCCGCCAUAUCGUUAACUGCGUCGUUUGUUCUGUUUGGCGUACUCUCCGUCGUCAGUCGUCCUUUCGAAGCUCAUCUGUUCAAGCACGGUUACCGAAAGCCAGCAAAUGCAUGGCAUCCGCCAUACGCUUCUCACGUGUCACCAAUAACUAGAGAUCGCAUAUCUACAUGUGAGAAGAGUAUCCACUACCGUCACAUGCCCACGUCGACACAUAGGAGCAGUUCAUCCGACCCGAUGGCACAAAACAGAAGUCGCUCACCAGGAUCGGUGGUCUUUACCUCGCAUCAUGCGCCGCCACCCAUACCCUCAGCUUUUAUGACCCCGCAUCGCAACCCGUCUUUCGAUGCUUUACCUUCUGCAUCAUAUGCGUCCACAACUCGUGGGGUCUUGACUGGCCCGCCUCUUUCGUCGCAUUCAGCAAGUAGACGUGAUUCUGCACCUGUAUCCACACAAGCCCGGCAUUCAGCAUCUAUAUGGCGCGCCGUUCAUCCAGAGAGCCCGGAGUUCAUACUGCAUUCAUCGCGUCCGCGCCUCUAUUCCCGCGAUCUUGAUCUCUCUCAUCGUCAAUCCUCACGUUCCUCAAUAUCUCUCACCCGUCCAAGCCGCCUGAGCUCUCUGAACUCUAUCUCUCAAAGUGACUCUACCGUCUCAGAGAGUCGGGACCAUUGCUUUGGGGUAACUGAUGAAGGCGACAGAGCUACUCCUGGUGAGAUCGCUUAUGCUAUCACAAACGGUACACCUAUACCUGGCACUGAACCUGUCAAAGGUCUGGACAGACACCAUAUCCGCACCUUCAGUGCCCCAAAUCAUAGCUCCGCUGCUCAGAAGAACCAUGCCUUAGUUUUCGAUGCGAUUGUCGUCACUCGGAAGCCAGUGCCGGUUCGGCGACUGAGAUCUGCCGACCGGAAGCGAGCCUCAGAUACUUCCAAUACAGAAGCCGAAAACUACAUGAUCAACCAAAGGUUGAGAAACUUUUCGUACCCUAACGGCGGUUUAGCAAUAGCUGAAUUCAAGAGAAGCAGAAGGAUGACGUUUGAGGAAGUGAAGAAUAAACCCUUACCGAAGAUUGCCGUCUUCUAGCACCGAGAUUGAAUCAACCUUCACUUCAACUCAACUUCACAAUCACGGUUAUGUAUCGAGACCACCGAUAGUCGUAUUUAAGUCUCUUUACAAACCGUCUCGUGGGUACGAAGAUGAACUGAGCGCUUGCCAACAACAAAAGCAAGCCGAUGUUCGCUCGGAAAGUCUCUGGUCAAGCACAAACGGUGGAUCGAUCCGUUCGUGCGUUUCUCGGUUGGCACCACACGCGCAUCGCUGAUCACUGCUGACAGGCAGCUGUU
This is a messenger RNA of Alternaria rosae, 2181 nucleotides long. RefSeq lists its product as uncharacterized. Lineage: Eukaryota; Fungi; Ascomycota; Dothideomycetes; Pleosporales; Pleosporaceae. The record is from RefSeq and is a predicted model, not a curated record. Bases 329 to 1921 code for a protein of 530 amino acids. The transcript is spliced from 3 exons.